CUUUUAUUUUUAAUACCCUUUAUUUUAAAAUGAGAUUUAUUUCACACUUUAUACAUAAAUGAUAAUUUUAAUUAACUUAAAUAUGUACGUAUAUGUUAUUACCAGGGCAGCAUAUUAUAUACGUAGAGGUUCAAGUGAGAAAAUAAAGUAAGGAAGUCGGAAAUUUUAGAAAUAUGGUCAUACCCUACUCUUUUGGUUUUGUGUCUCCUAUGCCAUUGGAAAUAGAAAUUUUAAGUAAAAUCCAAAUCUUAAACAUGUCACCCAUAAUCUAAUGAAACAUUUAACGCGGUGGAAAAAAUAUUGAAACGUUUUACAGAACAUUUUAAUGAGUCGUUGUUGUUGAGUCUAAAGCAUUACAUAAUUCGAGUGUACCUGAACACAGCAGUAGCUGGCCCUUGGUUGUUUUUGGCUCACUACCGCCCCCUACCUGAAACCUAAACGUAAUUCUCACUGAUGACGUCACUGGCAGAGUUGUCAUGGCGUCUCUGAGAGCGAAGGUGCUGCUGCUGCAAUUUAGCUAAAAUCUGUCGAUAGCCUGUUAAAUCGAAAUGGAGAAAAAUGCGAGCGUGAAUCGAGACAGCGACGGAAUUUCCGUGUGUGGCAACAUCACAGCGGAGAUUGAAGACUUCAGCGCUGUUGGCGGAGUAAAAGCAGCAGCGCAGAAAUGCAGGAACACCGAGGCUCCUCUCACUACUUUGGUCAACCCUAGUUGUAAUGACAGCAACACAAAUGUUGCUGCUCACAUCGCUGUCACUGCCACAUCCAGUACCGGGGACGUGCCAAAGCCGGCGGAAACUCUCCCGCUUCAGGAGACUGUGAAGGAGGAAAGUCGGGCGGGCAGAGUGCAGUCCGGGUCCCAGGAUGUGGUCAGUAACGGGAUGGGUCCUGAUGAGUCGGUGCUGGCUGCAGGAGAUAUGGAGGGUGUUGCCUCAAAGUUAGUAAACAACAAAAGCGACGGUCCAUCCUCACCUCCUGCUAAGGAGUGCACAUACAAUAGAGGUGAGGUUCUAGCUGCACAUGGAGAGAGUGAACCGACUAAACCUGCUAAGCCUACGGUACUGUGUCCGAACAAUGAAAUCAAAGCAGCGGACGGAAAGACGGGGCAGUCCGGAGAUCACACCUUAUCGGAGGGAUUACAGAGUGGGAGUGACCGCGAUCCCAGCCUUGGUGGCGAGUCCCGAAGCAUUGAUUCAUUGGACUCCUUCUCCAACCUGAACUCCUGCCCCAGUUCCGACCUCAACAGUGAGGGACUAGAGGAUCGGGGGUUGGCCCUGGCCCUGCAGACCGAGUACGGGGCUGAUGGAACAAAAACUUCGUGCAGUAAGGACCGAACUGCGGGUCAGUCCAUUUACCACAUUAAGUGGAUCAAGUGGAGGGAGGAGAACACACCGAUCAUCACCCAGAACGAGAACGGGCCCUGUCCACUACUGGCUAUUAUGAAUGUCCUUCUGCUGGCAUGGAAGGUAAAGAUGCCUCCCAUGAUGGAAAUUAUAACUGCAGAGCAGCUGAUGGAGUACCUGGGAGACUACAUUUUGGAAACCAAGCCUAAGGAAAUAUCCGAGGCUCAGAGACUAAACUAUGAGCAGAACAUGAGUGACGCCAUGGCUGUGCUGCACAAGCUACAGACAGGUCUGGAUGUGAACGUGAAGUUCACGGGGGUGCGUGUCUUUGAAUACACACCUGAAUGCAUAGUAUUUGAUCUCCUGGACAUCCCUCUUUACCAUGGCUGGCUGGUUGACCCCCAGAUGCAGGACAUUGUCAAGGCAGUGGGCAACUGCAGCUACAACCAGCUGGUGGAGAAGAUAAUAUCCUGCAAACAGUCAGACAACAGUGAGCUGGCUGGUGAAGGUAUCGUAGCAGAGCAGUUUCUGAGCAGCACAGCCACUCAACUGACGUACCACGGCCUGUGUGAGCUGACGUCCACUGUACAGGAGGGAGAGCUCUGUGUCUUUUUCAGGAAUAAUCACUUCAGCACCAUGAUCAAAUACAAGGGCCAACUCUACCUCCUGGUUACAGACCAAGGUUUUCUGACAGAGGAGAAGGUUGUUUGGGAAAGUCUGCAUAAUGUCGACGGGGACGGCAACUUCUGUGAUUCAGAGUUCCGGUUGCGACCGCCAUCAGAUCCGGAGACCGUGUACCGUGGCCAACAAGAUCAGAUAGACCAGGAUUACCUGAUGGCGCUGUCGCUGCAGCAGGAGCAGCAGAGUCAGGACCUCCAGUGGGAUCCACUCCCUGAGGGCAUCAGCGAUCUGGAGCUGGCCAAAAAGCUGCAGGAAGAGGAGGACAGACGAGCAUCCCAGUACUACCAGGAACAGGAGCAGGAGCAGGCAGCGGCGGCAGCGGCAGUACAGGGCCACCAGGAGCUCGCCGGGGGAGAUGAAGCGGACAGAGGAGGUGCAGGAGCAGGGGGAGCAGCAGGAGCCGGUGCUGCUACCGCAGCGACAGCAGCUGGAGCCACAACCAGCCCAGGAAAACAGUCCUCGAGCGUAGAGCGCAAAGCUAAGAAAGAAGCAAAGGACAAGGACAAGGACAAGUGUAUAAUUUUGUAACAUACAGAGUGUCUGUGUGUGUGUGUAUGUAUGUAGUAGUAUGUUUUGUGCGUAUUGUUUUUCUGAAAGGAAAGCGACAGCAUAUGGUUCUCCAUGGACCGAAACACCAGACAGAGCCCCAGUGGGUGAGGAAACAUGAAGAGAGGGAAGAGACUUGUGAGGACUCUCAGAGGAUGAGCUGUCUCUGAACCACUGGUGCCUGCAGUCCUCAACACCAAGACGUCAGAGGAAGGGACGCUUCCGCAACAACUACGACGACUACCCCUGAUCUUUCAUAAUGUUGGCCAAACUUUGUUACAAGUUGCACAGUGCACUAUAUUUGUGACUAGGGGUCAAAUGUAUGUAGGGUGGAAUAUUUUAUAGUGAAGAAAAUCUAAAUCUAAACAAAAUUAAGAUAUAAUCUAAAAAAAAGAUGUUAUGCUAUUCUUAUAUUUUCCACCCCAAAAAUAUUCACUAACUUUUUGUUAUUGUAGCUUAUAAUAUAUCUUUUUUUUUAAAUAUUAUUAUUCACUAAAUGUAAACAGAUCCCAUUCUUUGGGUAUUGUUGCAUCAUUCACUUUGCUUAAAUGCCAAGUUUCACAUUUAAUUUAUGUAUUUGCUUAAACAAACGAAGCUUUGGCAGCAUUUUUGUGUUUUGUUAAAGCUGAAAGGGAUUUUUUUUUUCUUAAUAUUGCCUGUUGGAAAUUAAUGUAACACUGCAGUGUCAUUGUCCUUGCCAGAGAGCUGCCACAUACUGUAGCAUCAUGACAGCACUCAGUCGUCACAUCUCACUCAGUAAUCUUGGCCCUUACAGAGGGUGGUGCUGUUGUACUGCUCUUUGAAUAUGUACAGCACAGUAUAUGCUGCGUGCUGUACACUCAGCUCAUUCACUCACACAGUGUCAAAAAGGUAAACUGGUUUUAAUUGGACAUGGCCAAAUUACUGUGGUUCACAAGUCAAACUUCAACCUAAGGGCAUGUGUCCUAAUUCUAAAAACAAAUGUGCAGCUUUGUGGUUAUUAAAAGUAAUUUUCAACAGAUUAGAUGUAGUAUUAGACUGAAACCUUUUACAUGUGUGAUGGUUCUGAAAGAACGUUUUUUUGUCUUUAUUGCAAGUGUCUUAAGAAGUGGAAAUGCCACAGAAUUCAGUCGUAUGGAUGUAAUGUUCACCAAAACAAUUGUUGAAAUAAUAACGAUAAUUAUCAAAGAGAGAAAAUAAAUUCCUACCACAGCAAAUUAUAUAUAUAUUUAAAAAACAAGCUAAUUAUUUAGGCUAAAUUUAAAGAAUUGGCACACGAUGACCGAAGGUAAGUCAAGUUACCACAAAAAUCUAAAAAGUGCUCAAAGUGAAUUGGUAAACAUGGUUGACCAGAAAGUUACAUGAAAGAAUCACACGGUUGUAUUACAUCCUAUACACUGAUAUUCUGUGGCAUCAUCUUGAAGCUUGUGCACAUUUCACUGCAGCGUCAAAAAAUACAAAUGUACAUACAUAACUGUGUAAUCCGUUCUCAUGACAGACUGAGUUUGGGUCUUGUGCCACUGUUGCACCAUGGGACUGCCUCCUGCAAAAUGUUUCUAUCUAUACAUUCCAACUGGAUGCCUUUUUCUUCUUCUACAGUUAGAGGGUUUUCGCAGCAGCAGGUCUCUGCAGUGCUGGUGAGAAACUCUUCACUGCUUUUCUCUGUGAGAGCAAAUACACUGUCAGCACAGGACAAUGACUUGGAGGCAGCAGGCUACCUUCAGGGUGGGGACCUGACCCUAACAUGUAUGUGUGUGUGUGUGUGUGUGUACACAUACACAUAUGACACCCGACCACAAUUCAACAUAUUUUCUAAGACAAAAGGAAACAGAUGUAUCAUCGUACAUUGAGACAAUCCAUGUCGACUUUUCUUCCACUCAAACAUCAGGCCUUUGACAGAAGGCUCACUUUCUCCAGAGUCUUUUUCAUAUUUGUAAAGGCACAGUUCCUCAGCUGGAUUCACUUUCUUCCUAAUAUUAAGGCUUCGGAGGAUCCAACACUAUCCUGUCACUGGUUUAAACUUGACACUAAAAACUCUUAUUAGCUGCUCCUUCUCCAAUUACUUGGUAUAUAAGGUAUCUUAUUGAACAGGGUUAAGGAACAUUGUUAACUGUGCAAAUGCUUUUUAAUGACUCCUAAGAACUUUGUUUGAAUAAACACCGUUACAACAUAAUCAUCAGGUAAAAGCAAACAUUACAGCUUUGUGGCAACAUUUGUGCUUUUUCUGUUGGUUUUCAUCCAGUUUCACCUCCUUUAUGUUUAUUCCCCAGUGUUUCUCAAACUAAUAUAAAGAAAUUACUUUUUUUUAACCUACAUCUCUUAUUGUCUUAUUAUAACAACAUAUAUGUAUUUAGAAGUACUCUACUCAACAAUACACGCAAAUCUUAAAAUUAGAAUAAACAGUAAUGUGUCUGUGUUGGUAAACACAACACGUAGCUCCUGUCCAUCUCCUGCAGAGGGUGCUAUAAAAGCCAAUUUUAACAAAGUACAGUAUCCUAUAAAACGCUCAUAAAGUUCUCUUAACUGUUGAGCUUUGCUAUUUAACUAGCGUUAGCGCAUUAAAAAACCUUGUUGAGUUUGUCAGGAGUUAAUCACAAAAAGACAGACUACGGUGACAGCUGCCGUUGGUUCUGUGUGUGGCUGAACAGCUUUGACUCAGUAAGGAAGUUAUGAAUCACAUCCCUUGUGAUACAUAAUUCACAAUUUUACAAAAACUUGACAGGGUAGGUGUUGCUGCAAAUAGAGAGACUAGAAUACAUUUAAAUUAGUCAGUUAAAUUGACUGAUAAGUGAAGGGGAAAAAAGCAAGUUUUUUAACAGAGAAAAUAAACGAACUUGUCUUAAUUGUUUGGGAAACACCUGGGGGUCGUUCAGUGUACAUGCUGAUUAAACAUUCCAGUUGACGUGAACUAAAUGUUACCUAGAGCAGUAGGAGUCAGUUUAAAGACUUCAUGUUGGUUAUGGUAAAUUUCACAUUAUCUUUUUAGAUAUAUUGUGCAUCACCUUUAGUCAUUGUUAGCAGAUAAAGAUAUACUUUUGUUGUACUGUGUUUCAGCCUCUUUCCUGCCAUGAAUGUCGGGGAUGAGAGAAUAUUGUGUUUAAUGUCCCAGUGUGAUUUCUUGGUAUGUCUUUUGAAAGUGAUGGUGAGGUUCAGUGCUGUUCACUUGCUGCUUGUUUACACAUAAUCAUUGUAUCAUUGGUUUUGCACUGUUACAUUAUAUGCACUAAUGGAAGAGAAACAUACCUCAUUUUAUACACAACAUCAAUGUGCAAGAGUGCUAUUGUUCUUUGUUACCUUUUAACAAUCGGGUAAUACUUAAAAGAAUUAGCACAAAGGCAAUCACAUUAAGCAGAGUUUCUCAAACGACGGGCUGUGACCCACAGUGCUAACUUCUAAAGGUUGUUAGUUACAGUUAAGAAACAGUUAAACAGAAUCAAUCAGAACUUUCUGUUAAAGUAGAUAAAAAUAGUGCUAUGCAGUGAUGAAGUGGUUGAAUACGAUACGGCCUACUGUGUCUGUCUACUUUAGAUAUUUUUAAAAGAGCUACACAAAAAGUACAUAUGCAGAUGAAACCAAAUCAAAAACAGUAUGGGAUUGCCUGAACAAACAGUAGUUAUACUAUUCUUUCUCAAUUAGUUCGUUAUAGACAUCAAUGAUAUCUUAUAAUGAACUGGUUCUUGUCGCAUAGCACUUUUGAUAAUAUAUUGAGUACAGUAGGAUAGCAGGACAGCUUCUCUUUGACUUAAUUGCAAGAAAAUUGCCACAUUCUCCUUUAUUUACAAUUUAUCAAAAUCUAAAUUAAUUGACAUACAAAUCUUUUUUAUCCAAGUGUUUCUUUAAAUGGAUGAGUCCAAAUGUCCAACAAAUGAAAUGUGAUAAAGUUGUUUUUUCUGCUCUUCCACAAUGGUAAAGCAUCCUUAUUCAGAGUGGAUUAAAACAAACUUUCAAUUAUUUCUUUUUUGAUUUUUAACAAAUAAAAGAUAUUUUCUGCAAGUUACAGAGUACAUUUCUUGAUAAGACUUGAGUGGGCAUAUUUUCUGAAGAAUUAAAAGGAAUAUACUCUAGGAGAACUGGAUUAAGAAAGAACAUUUAGCACAUUUACCAUCAGUCAUACGUGUAUUUUAAACAGCAUAAAAAUCAGGAAAUCAUUUUAGGGUGCUAUAUUACUCCAUAUGCCAUAUGUUGUUAAACUUUUGUAUUUCCAAAUUUAUUUGGAGGGAAAUGUGGCAUCUAAAAGUGAAUAAGGGCAUUUUCGAAUGCAUUAGUUUGUAUUGAUCAUCUAUUUGAAAGGAGAUUCUGGUGCUACAACAGAUCCAGUCACUUUGAUUAAUGCCGAUGAAGCUCUCACUAAGAGCGCAAUGUCCACAGGGUGACAAAGUAAUCAAUAACAUUAGUAAUAUAAAUUAACACCAAAAGCCAGGAGACAACAGUGGUGUCCUAUCAGUCAGGAACAAGUAUAUAACGGAAUUUGACUGAAAGAAUUGCAUUAUCCAAAAAAAACCAGAAGAGAAAAAAACCCUCCAAAUACAAAAUCAGACUCUAGGUAAGUGUAGAUGUCUAAACA
This is a messenger RNA of Cynoglossus semilaevis (tongue sole), 7110 nucleotides long. RefSeq names its product MINDY lysine 48 deubiquitinase 2 (gene mindy2). The coding region runs from base 549 to 2549 and encodes 666 amino acids. Gene Ontology annotation, biological process: protein K48-linked deubiquitination. Gene Ontology annotation, cellular component: cytosol; cell periphery. The transcript is spliced from 9 exons. Lineage: Eukaryota; Metazoa; Chordata; Actinopteri; Pleuronectiformes; Cynoglossidae. The record is from RefSeq and is a predicted model, not a curated record. Gene Ontology annotation, molecular function: cysteine-type deubiquitinase activity; K48-linked deubiquitinase activity; cysteine-type carboxypeptidase activity.